UCCAGAACCCAAAUCUCCUCUCUUUUCUCUCUAGGGCAGCUCAGCUCCUCAUCAUCCCGACCCCAAUCCCUCCUCCUCCGCCUCCUCCUCCGCCGCCUCAACCGCCUCUCGAACCCAGUGACUCCGACGCCGCCUCCGCCCCGGCAUCACCUCUUCCGCUGAAUUCACCGCUGAAGUCGCCGCCACUUCCUGCGAUAACAGUCUUUUCCUCAGCGGCGAUGGCGUUAAGAAGGAGCAGCAAUCAUCUGCGAUCAUCAGCGAUUCUUGAUCUUCUCACUGCGAGGAGUAGGAGUGGCACCGCUGCCUCUCGCCUCCACACUCAUGCCACCAGUUUCGGGUUUAAGGAAGUAGGAGAAGAUGAGAAAAGCAAAUUGGUAGGAAAUGUUUUCAGCAGUGUUGCAUCAAACUAUGACCUUAUGAAUGAUGUCAUGAGUGCUGGACUGCACAGGCUCUGGAAAGACAGGUUGACAUGUCGAUGAUGGAUUUCAUCUAUUCAGUUGCAUCCCUUUCCUGGAAUGAAGCAUCUCGAUGUAGCCGGAGGGACAGGUGAUGUAGCUUUCCGUGUUCUAGAAAGUAUAAAUAGUGUUAGUCGUAGAGCCAUUCAGAGCGGUUUGGCUGAUAGCCAAGAAGAUACUCGAAUAUACAUCUGCGAUAUUAACCCAAAUAUGUUGAAUGUCGGCAAGAAGCGCGCUAUUGAGAGGGGGUUUGGUGAAGAUCGCUCCCUUAUCUGGGUGGAGGGAGAUGCAGAAGCUUUGAGUUUUGAAGAUGGAUCAAUGGAUGGCUAUACUAUUGCAUUUGGGAUCAGAAAUGUGACGCAUAUAGAGAGAGCUCUCUCCGAAGCGCACAGGGUACUUAGACGAGGUGGCCGUUUUCUAUGCCUUGAGUUGAGUCAUGUAGACAUACCUAUCUUCAAACAAUUUUAUGAUUACUAUUCAUUCUCAGUAAUCCCAGCUAUUGGGGAGCUAGUAGCCGGUGAUCGAGAUUCUUACCAGUAUUUGGUCGAGAGUAUCCGACGGUUCCCCCCUCAGGAGAACUUUGCUCGUAUGAUUUCUGAUGCCGGAUUCCAGAGGGUCGAAUAUGAAAAUCUUGCUGGUGGAGUAGUCUCCAUCCACUCUGGACUGAAAUUGUAGUAGCAUACUUCAACUCCUUUUUAAUCCUUUGUUUAAAGCGGCACCAAUCAGAUGGAAACGGGGACAUUGUUUGGGCUUAUGCAUCUUUAUGAAUGUAGGCAGAUAUUGCCAUUCUUUUUAGCUUGAAUUUCCAAUUUAGAUGGCUUUUAAUUUUGUACCCAUUAGCACACAAUCCUUUUCUGCAAUCCACUUAUUUGGACGUGUAUAAUGUUAAAGAUGUUUUUUUUUUCUUUUCCCUGUAAGAUGUAUAUAAGAACACAUAUACAUGUAGGACUUCCAUGGACGUCGCUUCUUUUCCUUCGGUGCAAGCCGAUAUGGAUAUUAGAGCUUCCUAAAGAAGCCUCUUUUGGGCAC
Molecule: messenger RNA, 1484 nt
Organism: Asparagus officinalis (garden asparagus)
Lineage: Eukaryota; Viridiplantae; Streptophyta; Magnoliopsida; Asparagales; Asparagaceae
Product: 2-methoxy-6-polyprenyl-1,4-benzoquinol methylase, mitochondrial
Biological process (GO): ubiquinone biosynthetic process
Cellular component (GO): mitochondrion
Molecular function (GO): methyltransferase activity
Source: RefSeq, a predicted model, not a curated record